AAUUGUAUAGAAUUAAAUGUUUAUUCACAAUACAGGUUCCUAUAAGGUGUCAGCACGUGGCGGUCUAUUUCUCCAUGGAGGAGUGGGAGUAUGUAGAAGGACACAAGGAUCAGUACAAGGAUCAGGUCAUGAUGGAGGAUCAGCAGCCCCUCACAUCACCAGUCAGAUCCAGUAAGAGAACAGCACCAGAGAGGUGUCCCCGUCCUCUUGAUGAACAGAAUAUGAAGUACAUUCCUACAGAGAAAGAUUUCAUUUAUAUUAAUGCUACAGAUAUAAAGGAAGAAGCAGAGACAGAUGUGAGCGGUGAUGAGCAGUAUAAGGAGAACAUUCCUACAGGGAAAGAUCUGAUCUAUAUUAAUACUACAGAUAUAAAGGAAGAAGAACAAGAGACAGAUGUAAGCAAUGAUGAGCAGUAUAAGGUGGACAUUCCUACAGGGAAAGAUCUGAUCUAUAUUAAUACUACAGAUAUAAAGGAAGAAAAACAAGAGACAGAUGUGAGCAGUGAUGAACAGUAUAAGGAGGACAUUCCUACAGGGAAAGAUCUGAUCUAUAUUAAUACUACAGAUAUAAAGGAAGAAGAACAAGAGACAGAUGUAAGCAGUGAUGAGCAGUAUAAGGUGGACAUUCCUACAGGGAAAGAUCUGAUCUAUAUUAAUGCUCCAGACAUAAUAGUAAAAGCAGAAGAGACAGAUGUGAGCGGUGAUGAGCAGUAUAAGGAGGACAUUUCUACAGGUAACCACCCAG
Hyla sarda is the source of this 744-nucleotide messenger RNA. RefSeq lists its product as uncharacterized. NCBI's taxonomy places the organism in Eukaryota, Metazoa, Chordata, Amphibia, Anura, Hylidae. The annotation marks the transcript as partial. The record is from RefSeq and is a predicted model, not a curated record. The transcript is spliced from 2 exons.